Molecule: messenger RNA, 1987 nt
Organism: Dermacentor albipictus
Lineage: Eukaryota; Metazoa; Arthropoda; Arachnida; Ixodida; Ixodidae
Product: gamma-butyrobetaine dioxygenase-like
Biological process (GO): carnitine biosynthetic process
Cellular component (GO): mitochondrion
Molecular function (GO): oxidoreductase activity
Source: RefSeq, a predicted model, not a curated record
GGCCAGCCUUCCCAUUGGUCGACACCUCAGGACGAGAGUUUGGCGCAGGCCCGCGCCCAAACCGCGGGGAACCGGCGCUCGGCUAUAAAUAGUUUUUCCCUGACCCUUCGGUUUUCAAUGGUCGCGCCAGCUGCAGACCUGACGUCAGGACCGACGAAUCGCUGCUGAGUCAACGAACGCCGUGCUACAUCGACUGGCCCACAGAUGGCGUCGUGUGCAAGGUCCCUGCUAGUGCCCCUGUCGCGCCACGCAGCGGCCGCCCUGUCGUCUGCGAGGGCAGACCUUCUGCGCAAGGGCGCCACGCCGACGCUUCAGCACAUCAGGCGCUACCAGCAGAAGCGCAGGACCGGCACGGCCGCACUGCAGCGGCAGCGGCAGACGCAGACGCAGCUCAGCGUGAUCACCGCGCUGCCCACCGGCGCGCAGACGGUCAAGGUGAUCUUCAGCGAUGACGAGGCGUGCGAGGUCAACUACAUCUGGCUUCGGGAUAACUGCAACUGCGCCCACUGCAUCCACCCGGAGAGCAAGCAAAAGCUUGUGGACACGGCCGGUCUGGACUACAACGUGCGUCCGGUCAGCAUGGAGGUCUCGCCCGAUGGCAGUCUGGAGGUCACGUGGGGCGACUCCAAGGGCACGCACCACUCCUCCUACGACCCGCUCUGGUUGUACCGGAACGCACGCAGCUACAUGAUGAAUGCAGACGCGGAUGAAAACCACUGUCCGCUGCCGCCUAUGGUGUUCUGGGACAGGGUGUCCAUCUGGAAGAGUUUUCCGGAGGUCGCCUACAAGGAGUUCAUGGACAGUGACGACGGCCUCUACCGAUGGCUGGACUGCAUGCACAAGUAUGGCGUCGUCGUGCUCAGAGGCGUGCCUUGUGUCAAGGGCGAGAUCCUGACCGCCGUGCGGCGUGUGGCGUACGUCAAGUCGACCAUCUGGGGCGACACAUUUGACGUGAUCUGCGAGCCCGUCCAGACCGACCCCGGCCACCUGGCCUACACCGGCAUGUACCUGGAGCACCACACCGACAUGAACUACCGGGAGAACUCGCCCGGCCUUCAGAUGCUGCACUGCCUUAAGGCCAUGGACAGCAAGGAGGACGUGGGUGGCAAGUCCUUCUUCGUGGACGGCUUCAUGGUGGCCAACUGGAUGCGCGAGCACAGCCCGGCCGCCUUCCACAUACUCUCCUCGACGCCCGUGCAGUUCAGCAUAAUCUCGCACAAGAUGCGGUACAGCCAGACGAAGCCUGUCAUCUGCGUGAACAAGGACGGCAACGUGUGUGAGAUCCACUACAACAACCGGACGCUUGCACCGGUGCAGGUGGCCCCGCACCUCGUGGCACCCUUCUACCACGCUCUCAAGGAGUUUGCCAUGAAGAUGCGCGACGCAAACUCCGAGCUGAGCUUCAACAUGGCCCCGGGUGACCUCGUCGCCUUCAACAACCGCCGCGUUCUCCAUGGCAGGACAAGCUUCGACCCCGCCAAGGUCACCAGGCACCUCGAAGGCUGCUACGCCGACAUCGACGAAGUCUUCACUAAGUACCGGGCCAUGCACUCUACGAGACCGUGAUCUAGACUGUGCAGGGACUCAUCCUCCAUGUCCUCAUAGAGCGGUGUCCUUACAGGGCUCACGGAUGCCUUCAUCCUCAACAGCGAAAAAUACGUCAGAUGUACUUUCAAGAUUUCAAGCAAAUGAUCGAGCUGAACUUUUCUGCUUGUUACCGAAGAUUAGCAGGUGUUUGUGCCAAAUCUUUGACCCAGAUCUUUCAGGUUAAAGGCAGCUUAAUAAGGAUUUUGCUAGUUCAAGGUAGCGAAGAAAAUUUGUCUUUGCAAGAUUAGUGUACACUUUCGGAGCUUAUAUCAUAUCGAACGUGUGCCAACUUUCUAGUCCUGUCGUGUGUGUGAAAUCACGGGUCGCUGAUGUGUUGCUUCAAUGGUGGUAUGUGCGUCUUCAUAUUUUGCGUGUUCUGAUAAAACGUUCAUCAUAGUUA